UCCCUCGCUAUCGUAUCUGUAUGGUAAAUAAAAUAUCGUCAUUCACGUCCGCUCGUAUUAUUUGUAAACAAACGCAAGCCCUGGUUUUUCCAGCUUUUCGCCCGCAAUUGACCCGCCACCGUCCGAAAUCCUGUCCAAAAUGGAAACACCGCUGGACACAGAGGCCGUGUUGGCCUCGCUAAAGGAGUUGGCAGCCGAGCGGCACCAAAAGAUUCCGCAGAUCCUCGAGGACUACCUGCUGCACGUCGCUCGGACGGGCAACGUCGUCUUCGAGAACGAGUGGGACGACGUGAAGCGCCUCCUCAAGCUCAAACUGGACUGCAACAUUGACUACUUCCAGCACUUCUGCUCCGACCUGCCGACCGACAAGGAUUUUAGCCUCCACCAAGCUCGAACGUUUCUCUACGACAGGUUCGACAUUUUCAACCGGCCACCCUUCACUAUUCAGAGACUGGUCGAGGUUUUGACUACAUCGAGAAGACAAUAUCGGAGAAUCGACAAGUACCUGAGGGCGAUCGAAAAAAAUUUAAUGGUUGUCUCGACUGUUGGGCAAGAAACUGAAUUCCACUGCGAGACGAAAUUCGUACCUCACCAUUUUAACUAUGCGUCCCCAACUGUCUCCAAAGUUGGACAGGCUGAUCUAAUUCCUCUGCAAAAUGCUGCAAUGGACUUUGAAGUUCGAACUCGCAUCUCGAUGAGAAUUUUCAACCCAGCCCUCAAUUUGAUGAACGGAGAUGAAAGUGAUGACGAGGAUGAGGACGAAGACAUGGAUGAUGACUCGGACACUCCCAUGGUCCACCCAGCACUAGCAGGCGCUUCUUCCAUGGACACUUCGAACGCCAGUGGAAGCACUGUUGUGAUGAAAAACGGUCUUCGGAAAAGAAAGUUCCGACCUCACGUCGAGCUAAAUGACUCCCCUCCUGCUAGCAGCAGCAGUAGCAGCGACGCCAGCGACUCCGAUCCAGGACCAGUCCAAGGUCAACCGGUCGCCAUGGAGAUCAGCAGUGCCGUGGUCGAAGCUGAAGCUAAAAUUAAAGAGACUGAAUUGGCCCCUGUCAAAGUGGAGGAAACAGUGAGCGUCGUUGAAAUGGAAGACAGCAAGCCUAUGAUUGUUGAAGAAACAGAGGCUGAAGUCAAACCACUUGAGCCAGAAUCUCAAUUAACUGUGGCAGCUGCUCAAGAAGAAAUGAUUCCCGUCCCCCCUAAAGAAGUUGAAGUGGAGGAGAAAAGCCUUGAAAGUUUUGAGGAGUCUAAAGCUGAGGAACCUCUUCAGAAAACUGACAGUGAAGAAAAAGAAAUUGAAAGCAGUGAUCUUUGUCCAGAGCCAGAAGAAAUUAUUAAGCCAAGUACUGGUGCAACUGAAAAUGAAGAUCUGGAGAAGCCAGCGCCGGAUAAGCUGGACGGUGCUGGGGACAGUGAAACAAAAGAAGAGGUGGCCGAACCAGUGACUUGUGAAACGGCAGCUGUUUAAGGGAAAACUUGCAAUUUUAUCAAAACUCGGCUCUUAGACAGUUUGCUUAGUUUUGGUUAAACAAAACGUCUCAAAUUAACGAAAACAUCAUCAAACUCACCGAAUAUUAAGGGUCCACCCAAUAUUGUGCAUUUUUGCUUGGAACAGGGUGAAAUGUCGGAUCGCCUGUCUAUGGAAAUCGAAACGAAAAGUCUCUGUUCAAUAAGUCUUCUCGCAUAUUGAAUCCUAAUUAAUUGUGUUGGUUAUAGUAGUGCAACGAAUAUUAGGCAUUUAUUUGUGAUUAUCCAAAUUUAACAAAAUAUUUUAAUUUAACUUCUCACUCUCAAUUUGUUUUUAAUGAAAUCAAGUGUAAAAGAUUAAAAUUAUUGAUUAAAAUAGGUUAGAAUAAUGGUUUAAAUGCAAACAUGGAAAAUAAAAUUUCAAUAUCAAAGUCAAUAAAAUGAACU
Molecule: messenger RNA, 1917 nt
Organism: Neocloeon triangulifer
Lineage: Eukaryota; Metazoa; Arthropoda; Insecta; Ephemeroptera; Baetidae
Product: serine/threonine-protein phosphatase 4 regulatory subunit 2-like
Exons: 8
Coding region: 140-1471 (443 amino acids)
Biological process (GO): protein dephosphorylation
Cellular component (GO): nucleus; cytoplasm; protein phosphatase 4 complex
Molecular function (GO): protein phosphatase regulator activity
Source: RefSeq, a predicted model, not a curated record